This is a messenger RNA of Cylindrotheca closterium, 2892 nucleotides long. Lineage: Eukaryota; Bacillariophyta; Bacillariophyceae; Bacillariales; Bacillariaceae. The record is from the annotation of a GenBank genome assembly.
AUGCGAUCCGUGAAAGGAUCAACAUCAGACGGCUUGUGCCGUUUCGUCAAGUCUAAUGGACGAUAUACUUGCAUCGCAUUGCGUCAAGAACCACCUCUGAAGUUGAAUGGAGGAUCAAGUGGAUGCUGGUUCACACCGGACUCCAUACUUAAAGCUAAUAGCCAGGUCAUUAUGUGUGCCGAUAUCUUCUUUGUCGAUAGCAUCCCGUUCUUAUUGGCCGUAUCGCGGAAUCUACGUCACGUGUUCGUUGACGUUCUGCAAUCUCGCGCUAUGAUGAACCAGGUUCUCCCUCUAAUUAAGAAGUGUUUCAACAAAUAUGGGCUCCAGGGCUUCACUGUCCGCACUCUGCACGCUGAUCCCGAGUUUGAGCCACUACGUGACGAAUUAGCCAAGCCUGAACACGGUUCUGUGGACGUACAUAUAUGUGCUCCGGGAGCACAUGUUCCCAAAGCCGAACGGAACAUUCGCACUGUUAAGGUGCGUGAUCGCGCCACGGUUGCAAGUCUUCCCUUCCAAUAUUAUCCAAGGGCGCUAAAAAUAGCUAUCGUUAAGGAAUCUGCCAGAUACAUAAACAUUCUCCCUCACGCUGAUAGCGUGUCGGAGGUUUUUAGUCCCUUUGCUCUACUUGAGGGCCAGCACACGAACUACGAGAAGCACUGUAAGCUUCGCGUGGAGACGUACUGCGAAGUCCACGACGAGCCUGAUCCCACGAACACAGAGACCGUCCGUACGACCUCAGGGAUUGCUCUUACCCCUGCCCCGAAUUUCGAUGGUACCUGGGAGUUCCUCUCCCUCCAAACCGGUCGCACCGUCGUCCGUCGUGCAUGGACUGUCCUUCCAAACACCACGGACAUUAUCCGUCGUGUCCACGAGCUUAGCAAUUCCGACGCAGAUGCAGAUCCGGGUGCUUUCCUCCAUGAGUGGCGGCCGAACGUUCCCAUCCUCGAUUUGGAUGAUGACCAGGUUGACGUCGCGUUGCUCCCUCCCCCUGGAGGAGCGGUCCCCCAAAACGACGACCAAGACGAUUCGUCCGCCUCUUCCGACGACGACCAAGCCGAUUCGUCCGAAGACAGCAGAGCUGGUGACGACAGUGAGGAUGAUGAUGACAGUGAGGAUGACAAUGAUUAUAACAGUGGUGAUGAUGACGACGACGAUGAUGAUGACGGCAGCGACGCCCUAGAACAACAAAAUAAUAGUAACGAAGGUGCUCAAGAAGAGCACUCAGAAGAACAGCAUGAAAAUGAGACUGCGAUUUUGGUGGCGGAUUUGGAGGACGCAAACGACCCUAACGAGUCAACACAGCUACUGCAGGCCCCAUUGACAUCGUUGCGUAACGAUAACGAUACCGACGAGAACAACACCGAAGCUACCGUCACAGAGCGCAUGCAACGCGCAAUCAACCGCGCCGCCGCCAUAGAGCGCAUGAACAAUCGUUUUAAUCAAACAGGGCGGUACGUAGAAGCCCUCGAGGAGUCUCCCCGAUCCCCUGAAGAAGUAGGAGCGCAAGACUCUGAAAAAGCAGGAGCGGAUGAAGUUGAACCAAGUAAAGAAACAGGAGCGCGAUAUCUAGAAGAUGAACCAAGUGAAGAAACAGGAGCGCAGUAUCCAGAAGAAGAGGUCACAUUCAUUCCUCCAGAAGAGCAACCCCUGUUCUAUGAUGAAACGGAGGGACAAUUAGAAAAUGAUAGCCUUAACAUUAGCGACUCAUCAUCUUUAGUGUAUGAGCGCGAUGACGUUGCGCUAGCACACGUGGCCAAAGAACGACAGUUACUGUGCAGUGUCCCACGACGAAUCGGACGCUUUGCACUAGCAAAAUUCCUAGAGAAUGCGUAUCGCGACGACAGGAAGUACUGGUGGCGUUAUGUGCCGGAGAAACUACAAAACACAGCAGACGUGCACCGUUAUAUGCACCUAAUGUUAGGCAACCAAACAUUCAACGUGCUCCUAAACCAGAUGACAGCAAAAUCAGGAAUCAAGAAGCAUGGUGAGCUGGCAAUUGCUGCACUAGUUAAAGAGCUUUCGCACAAUCUUCAUGAAAAGGACGUCAUUGAAGGAAGAAUGUUUAAUGAAUUGACGCAAGAACAGAGAGAAAAGGCCCUACGGGCAAUAGCAUUAAUUAAAGAAAAGCGUGACGGUCGACUAAAGGGUAGAGUAGUAGCGGACGGUCGCCCCCAGCGGGAAUGGACGGAUCCUGACUCCGUGUAUUCGCCGACUGUCUCCUGCGAAGGGAUGAUACUGUCGCUUGGCAUUGAUGCGCAUGAGAAACGUUUUGUGAGCGUUUGUGACAUCGACGGGGCGUACUUACACGCAUUCAUGGACGAGUUCGUACUUAUGGUUUUCGAAGGAGACCUAGCGGACAUGCUUGUGAAGGCAUGUCCAAUGUACGCGAAAUAUCUCCACGUGACCAAAAGCGGCAAGAAACUCCUCUACGUGCGUUUGAAACGCGCGCUGUACGGGUGCAUUAAAUCUGCCAUGUUGUGGUGGCUCAUGUUGUCGGAGUUUCUCAUCAAAGAUGGAUUCGAAUUGAACCCUUACGAUUCUUGUGUGGCGAACAAGACGCUCUCCUGCAGAACCCAAAUCACUAUUUGCUGGUACGUGGACGACUUAAAGAUUUCGUCGAAGAAUGAACAAGCGGUACACGACAUUAUUAAAAAACUAGAAGAUCGUUUCGGAGAAAUGCGUAAAAGCUUCGGAAAGAAACACACCUAUUUAGGAAUGGAAGUGGAGUUCUGCGAUGAUGGUUCCGUGCGACUUAGAAGCGAACUUAUCGAAAAAAAAAACGUGCAGCCUGCACGCGGAUUUGCAGCAUGCAGAAUCCACUUCCGGGUACCCCUACAGGCUGCAUGCAUUUUGCCGCGAGCUGCAGGAAUCUGCAUCCAUCCUGCAUUUUGA